Messenger RNA from Alternaria rosae, 1436 nucleotides. Its product is annotated as RTA1 like protein-domain-containing protein. Lineage: Eukaryota; Fungi; Ascomycota; Dothideomycetes; Pleosporales; Pleosporaceae. The record is from RefSeq and is a predicted model, not a curated record. Gene Ontology annotation, cellular component: membrane. The transcript is spliced from 2 exons. Bases 132 to 1283 code for a protein of 383 amino acids.
UUGUCCUUGUCCCUUACUGUGCAGCAACGGCUCUUUGCCUCUCCGGCUUUUGGCACAGCUUGAUCCAUCAAUUACACGAAUCAAGCCAUCAAUUAGUUUAUCGCUGCGACAUCGUACUCAUCGUUCUCGAGAUGGGGAUGGGAGACUACUCACCUGGCAGCAUUUGGUACUACGCACCAAACAAAGCCGCACCCAUAGUCUUCAUUAUCCUCUUCUCCAUCUCCGGAGCGCUACAUGCGUGGCAGACAAUCAAGCACAAGUCAUGGCGAACAACAAUCCUCUUGCCAUGGGCCGCUCUUCUGAUGAUCAGCGGCUUCGCAGUGCGUCUUGCAGGCGCAUACGAUACUGAUAAUCUAGCAUACCUCAUAGCUUCAACCGUUCUCAUCAUGUCUGGGCCACCAGUGUACGCACUCAUCAACUACUUCAUAUUGUCAAGGUUACUCUACUAUAUACCCUACCUGGCACCUCUUCACCCAGGUCGUGUAGCAACGACGUUCAUCGGCCUCGACGGCGUAUGCGAGAUACUCAUCGGACAGGGUGCAUGGCGUAUGGCCAACUCUAGUUCCACCGACGCAGAACGACAGCUUGGCUCGGAUCUCGUCACCGCAUCGCUCUGUCUCCAGGCAGCACUCUUCGGCGCAUUUGGCCUCCUCGCUGCACAGUUUCAUCGACGUGCUAACAAAGCCGGAGUACUCAGGCAGGACCUGCGCAUCGUACUAUACGUCAUGUACGUGAGUGCGACUAUCGUAACAAUACGCUGCAUAUAUCGCCUCGUGGAAUACAUCCUCGGCUGGGAGUCUUCCAUAUAUCAAAACGAGAUCUACUUCUGGAUCUUCGAAGCUGUUAUUAUGUUCCUCAACACUGCUCUACUCAAUCUGUGGCAUCCGGGUAAACGUCUACCUCCAUCCAACUCCGUUUUCCUAGCUCGCGAUGGCGUGACUGAACGCAAAGGACCUGGCUGGGGUGAUGAUAGGCCGUGGAUCAUUACCAUGUUCGACCCUUUUGAUCUUUGGGGCUUAGCCAAGGGGAGGGAUAAGAAGACGCAGUUCUGGGAUAUGAGUGAUGCAGAACUGGAGGCGGCUAGGGCAGAGAAGAAGAGGAAUAAGCGAGGAGUACUUAAGGGCUUGGUCGACCCUUUUCAUCUUUGGGGUGAAAGGGGAUACAUUGGCAGGUAUCUGAAGAAAGACAAGAGAGGCAGCGCGAAAAGCAACGAGGGUCGGGUGCAGCUCAGACACGUCGAGCAUCAGAAGUACAGCGGCAAACGUAUAGAUGAGGCAGUCUGAGGAGUGGCGCCAAUGAUGAUCAGAUCUAUGGACUCUUCUCCUUACCUAUUUCUCGUUCUUCCUAUCAUGACUGGUUAUCUCAUGCUUUCAUCUUAUCUACUUUCUGUACAUCCUCGUAGUCUCCAGAACCGCCUUUCGUUGAGACAAACAUUG